Messenger RNA from Annulohypoxylon truncatum, 3722 nucleotides. Its product is annotated as SPX domain-containing protein. Gene Ontology annotation, molecular function: protein binding; phosphoric diester hydrolase activity. Gene Ontology annotation, biological process: lipid metabolic process. The record is from RefSeq and is a predicted model, not a curated record. The coding region runs from base 555 to 3611 and encodes 1018 amino acids. The transcript is spliced from 8 exons. NCBI's taxonomy places the organism in Eukaryota, Fungi, Ascomycota, Sordariomycetes, Xylariales, Hypoxylaceae.
CGGGUUGCCUGAAGCUCUAACUUUAGUACCGACGCGCUGUUAUACGACCGGUCAGAUCGUCGUGAGCGUGACCCUUUUCCAGUCACCACUCGUAGGUUCUCUAUCGUGAGAAUUCGGGUUCGGUUUAGAAGCAUCCCGAGGUGGUGGCCAAUAUUCCGAAGUUGCAAAGUCGGGCGGGAAUCCUGUUCAAGAGCUCUCUCCCUACCGGAACGCCCCCCUCCCCUGGAAUUGCCACAGACUCGAAUGUUAAUUCACUUAGUUUCACUCACCUCUAGGUUUCAUCAUCAUUCUUCCGCUUGUCUCUCGCAGCAACUUCUGAGCCCUCUCCAGCAGAGAAUUAUAUGACUCGGGAGAUAGAAUUUGAAUGCUUAGGCCCUCGUCUCUUACGUCGACCCUCCCGUGCCGCCAGUACACGCCUCCCCUAGUCUCCCCUGCUGCAGCCCGCAUCCCUACGUUUAGUUACACACGGAAGACAAUCGUCAAAAUUAUCUACUGAGACACGCCGUCUAAGUAAACAGCCUCCACGGGCUGGUUGCGGGCGCCUCUGCCGCACCAUGAAGUUCGGCAAGCAAAUCCAAAAGCGUCAGCUCGAAGUACCUGAAUAUGCCGCCAGCUUCGUAAAUUAUAAGGCGCUCAAAAAGCUCAUCAAGAAGCUGUCUGCUACCCCGACAUUGAGCGCUCAAAAUGACCCUCACUUUACUCCCACGCCGGUAGACACCCAAGUUGCUCUACAGGCAAACAAAGCAAAGUUCUUCUUCCAGCUGGAACGAGAAUUAGAGAAAGUCAACGCAUUCUACCUUCAGAAAGAAGCUGAGCUCAAAAUUCGACUCAAAACAUUGUUAGAUAAGAAAAGGGUUCUACAAUCUCGUCACGGCGUCUCCAGGCGCUCGGCCAAGUUCACGACUCUAGAAGAAGGGUUCCAACAAUUCGCGAAUGAUCUAAAUAAGCUCCAACAAUUUGUCGAGAUCAAUGGGACUGCUUUCUCUAAAAUCCUCAAGAAAUGGGAUAAGACGUCUAAGUCCAAGACGAAAGAGCUGUACCUAUCGCGUGCUGUGGAGGUACAGCCAUUCUUCAAUGCCCCUGUCAUCAGCGAACUUUCCGACCAGGCGACGACUAGUCUGCAGGAGCUUGGGGCUUGGGCAGAUGGCGAUCAUGUCCCGUUUGAAGCUCGUUCGGAACACAUGGUGAGCAGCCAGCAUCUGCUCGGAACGGACGAAGGCGACGCGGAUAGUUUGCUCCUGGAUACGGCAAUCUCUGGUAACUUGGAAUCAUUGCGAGAUCUCCUUUCAAGGAUGAGAGCUGGUUCUAAUUCGCCGUCCGGGAUGGAUAUUUCUUUGAUGGAGAGAGUGACUCGCACUUUUCUCGCUGCUAUCCACGAGGCACCGCAGGCUUCUCUUGAAGUUCUGUUGGAGACCGGGCUGGUCGAUAUCCGAUCCGAGGACGACAUCAACGAGCGAAACUGCCUCCACCAGGCCACUAUUUACGGAAACUCGUUCGUGUUAAAUGUUGGCUUGUCGGGGGGAGUCGAGGUUAAUAGGACAGAUGUGUACGGGCGUGUACCGCUACAUUAUGCGAGUAUGCAUGGGCGAUUGGAUAUGCUCGAGCUUCUACUUCGAGCCGACCCGACGACAAUCGAUUUGAUCGACCAUGACAACUUCACUCCGUUGAUUCAUGCGAUUAUCCACGGCCACCUCGCAUGCGUCCAACGACUUCUUGCAACCUCAUCGCGCUUAGAUCCCGUAUCAGAGACGGACCACAUACCACUCAAUCUCGCCUGCGAGCAUGGGUCACUUGAAAUAGUCAAACUACUCCUGGCUCAUGGCGCGCAGAUAUUGCCUGAUGCUGAAGGGCUAUAUCCACAGCAUCUUGUAGCACGGUCGGGCCAAACACCUCGACUACUUCGCUUGUUGCAGGAAUAUGGUGCUGAUUUAGAUCAAAUCGACAAGUUAUAUGGCUGGACACCCCUAGUGCAUGCGGCGAGUGAGGGGAAUGUGCCUUGCUUGGAGGAGCUCUUGAAUGUGGGCGUGGAUCCUAAUAUUGUUGACGAGAAAGACUUACCUGCCAUGUAUUAUGCGGCGUGGGAGGGACAUCUGGAAUGCAUCCAGAAGCUUACGCCGUAUCAAAAGGGAAACGCGGAGAGUCCCCGUAUGAUGCAGACCACAGGUCCUCUCCUGGCUCCUUUGGGGAGUGGAAACACACCAGUCCCAAUGUCGCUUGAUGCCGACGCGAUUCCAGUCCUCGAACUUCCGCCGCCGAUAAUACCUCUACGACGUUACGGCCAUAACUUCCUAGAUACGAAGGCCGUUAUCCAAAUUAGCUUCCAGGAGGACGGCGAUCACCCAUUAGUCUUCUUUCAUGAUAGCAAGUAUCCUGCUGCACGAUUAACCAUUUCUUCUAAGUUAUCAGAUCUUAUUCCCAAGAAUAUCAUGUUACCUUUCCAAGAAGAUACCCGGCUCGUAUCUUUCCAGGUCGAUAACCUUGAUACAUUCACCCUCGACUUUGACGUGUUCCCGACCUACGGCGCGAAAAUCAUCGCAAAGACGGUUGCGCUUCCGAAUACUUUCCGAGCUUCUUGGAGUAGUUCAGGAAAAUGUUGUCUUCCGCUGUUCGACCCCCGACUCAGAGCGAUUGGCCAGAUAAGCUUCAAUACUCAAGUAAUCAAACCUUUCCAGGGAAUUCCACUAGAGAUUACAGACUUUGAGACCUACUGGAAGGCUACGAGUCAGCUCGAUCAAAAACCGACCAUGUUUGUUACUGGCUCGAGUUUAUCCGGCGACUUUGUUCAGCUAUACGUUCAGCAUACGAGCGAUGGCAUCCCCGUUGUAUGGCCACAGUGGAUGAUUCAGUGCGGCGGCAUUGAUGUAUCGAUCUCGCGAUUGUCAUACGAACAAUUCUCUACCGUUACAUCAUCAAAUCCAGGGCGAGCUCAACUUUCCUUAGUACCAUCCCAGGGCCUUAGCAAUAUUGCCGAUGUUCAUCGAGUGCUUAACACGGCGGGCGUAUCUCUAGAAGAAGCACUUUCAUUACUACCCAACUCAAUGCACGUCGACCUCCAGAUUAUUUAUCCAUCGGAAGACGAGGAACGAAGGCUAGGGCUAGGACCGACUGUGAACGUAAAUAGUUUCGUGGACGCCAUACUUACCAUGGUAUUCGAUCACGCGAGAGAACAGAGGGCACAGACGAUGUCGGCUCCUGAUACUGUUAGAUCGGUUGUUUUUAGCUCGUAUAACCCUACGCUCUGCACAACUCUGAAUUGGAAGCAACCUAACUUCCCCGUGUUCCUCUGCAACGACCUUGGCCGGGAAGAUGUUAUGCCCUCGCCUAGCGUAAUCCAGAGCAGUGGACGGAGAACAUUUUCGGUCAAGGAAACAGUACGGAUAGCGCAGAGCAACAACUUUAUGGGGCUUGUUUGCUGCUCUCGACUGUUGAAUAUGGUUCCAGCUCUCGUAGAUGCUAUUAAGUCCCACGGGCUGGCGUUAGUCGUCGAUAAAUCGGCCGAGCAAGCUACGGAUCCAUACCUGCACGCGGAUCUCUUCCCCGUCCCCAAGGGCGUCGAUGGGUUGUUGAAGGGUAAUGGGGUAUUGAGAUUUAACGAGUCUAUAGACGUAUAGACAAAAACGCGACCUGGAGUAUUAAUUACAGCAUCAAUUGUGGAAUCAGUUCCUAAGCUCCGUUUGUGUGCGAAUAUGUCAUAAGACCCGACUUGGCUUAUGAUAAGGCUC